UACAAAUUUGAAAAAAAAAAUUAUGCACUAAAUAAUUUUUUAAACAAAUAAUUAUUAAGAUAGGAGUUAAAUGGUAGAUUGGUAACUAAAAAAAAAAAAAAAUGGAGAAGUAGCUUAGAUCUGUUUUGUUGGUAGACCAAUUCGGGAACUUCAGUUCAAGGGUCCAUUUAUUGCCAGUUGCCAAUUGCCAGCUUUUCAUUGUUCUAACACAGUCAUAAAAAGCGACUUGACUUCUGCAGACGAAACAAACGACGGAAAAGCCCAAUCCGACAGCUGAAACAGUUCAACUCACUGGUCAUUUAUGUCUGCUCAAUCUUUCAUAGGACCCCACGAAGUAUAACCUGUCUAAAAUAUCUCCCCUGAAAAUCCCGAAACGGUGUUUCAACUUUUAACCUUUUAAACCUUUACAAAUUUAUACUCUUUAAAAAUAAAACAAUUUUCCUGCAAUGACUUCUCAAUCGUUCAUCUCACGCUUCUCUCCGUCGCUCGAAACUCUUCUAUAUUACAAGUUUCAAGGUGACCCUUUACCUAGUUUUUCAACACCUUUUUUGAAAAAACCAUGUUCAAGCUUUGAUGGGUUUUCUUUGAAGAGAAAAACAUUAGGUUUUAAUGAGAAAAUUUAUGGGUUUGGAGGGAAAUUUGGAAUCCUUAAUGCUUGGAAAAAAGAAGGGCAUUUGGAAGAGCUGGAUGAUGCACCAGUGGCAGUUGAGUUGCAGCAAAUAUGCAGUGAGAGUCAGUUUGAUAGAGUCAUUGCUGAGGCUCAACAACUUGAGGAGUCUUUGAUUAUACUUUGGAUGGCAAGCUGGUGCAGAAAAUGUAUAUAUUUGAAACCAAAAUUGGAAAAGUUGGCAGCUGAUUACUACCCAAGAUUGCGGUUUUACUGUGUAGAUGUAAACACUGUUCCACACAACCUUGUUGCUCGUGCUGGAGUCACGGUUUCAAUGCUGUCAACUCUGCAUGCAGAAAAUGCCAACUAUACAGUUAUGGAGCGAUGGCAAGAAACAGGCUGAGGUGAUUGGUGGCCACAAAGCAUAUUUGGUUGUUAAUGAAGUACGAGAAAUGAUUGAAAAUGAGUGCACCAAGUGAGUGAUACCAGAGCAGGCAACUUUUCAUUUUUUUUUCCUACAUAUAUCUCCUUGACAAUGAAAUUAAAUUUGUAAAUUUUUUUCUGAUACAUUAGAUUGGCAAAAAAUCAUAGCUUAAAGAAAAUGAAAAACCGGCAUGUUGUUUCCUUAACUAUGCUGUUCUAUACGAACUGUUGCUUUUGAGAACCAGCAAUAAAGAAAAUUUUGAUCAGAAACUUCAAUUUAUGUCCCUCAUGUCUUCAAAUAUCAUGCUAUGAAUUGCUUGGCAAUGCCCUUUGUUCUGCUUUCAUGUGAGAAGGGAAUGCCACUGAACCCUUCUGUUGUAACUUCUCUAACAUAUAUUCCCUUGCAGAAAGUUGAAAUCUAUAGAUUUCUUCCUUUCCCAAUGCCAUUGUAUCCUUUUUCAUUGUUACUGACUUGUUUGAGAGAUGGUCAGGUGAUAUUGGCUCUAGCAAAAGCAAGUAUAUGGGUUAUCUUCCAUUUUACAGCACAUUGGACUUAUAUAUAUAUAUAUAUAUAUAGAUGAUAUGGAUGAAAAAUCAUCUAAAACACUCGGCGGAGUUUUUAAAGACCACCGGCGAGGUUAGGGUAAUUGGAUUAUGCAUAUUCCUCAGUGAUGAUAAGGAAGGUAAGUAAUGGGAAAAUCAAAGGAAUGAUUGUAAAAAGAAAUUUUGUUUACACAUUUUGCAUAUGAUCUUUUAUGGAUACGUCAGUCGAUAAAAGUCAUAUGUAAAAUCUUUAUGUCGGCAUUUAUAAAUAUCCCUUUUAAAGGAAGAUGAUUAGAGAUGACAAUUCAAUUCG
Messenger RNA from Durio zibethinus, 1886 nucleotides. The record is from RefSeq and is a predicted model, not a curated record. NCBI's taxonomy places the organism in Eukaryota, Viridiplantae, Streptophyta, Magnoliopsida, Malvales, Malvaceae.